CUUGCUGCAUUGUCGGAAAUUCUGUGCCGAAAGAUGGAACCUGGAAACAGAAUGUCGCAUAUCCAAUGUCCAGAUGAGUGUUGCAUCUCUACUGGGAAAUGAAUUUCCCUUGAUCACGGAUGCGGUGUUUGCAUAUCUUACUGAAUGCAAUGUUGCUCAGAGAUUGUGAGACGAUGUGAUGUUGUGAUGUCAAACAUGUGACUUUGGCGAACUACUUAGAGUGAGUGUUAUCGACGACAAUUGCUCUCUAUUGACUGUUUUUGCAGUGUAUUUCGAUUAUAGUUAGUUUUCACCCCAAAGUAGUUCUUUCAGAAUCUAUCGUAUUUAGACCACCUCUCUUGGUCUAUGUAGCCUAGUUGAAACCUCAGUAGUGUAACCAUCAGGAUGCCACAACUAUGGCUGAAAACUAACCACUUCUGUCUUCUGCAGAAAUCUUCAUCGCUACAUCCUCCCAAAGCAAGUUCACACCACGGCUAUACCUAUCCUAAAUCCGUAACCCUGCUUAGUCACCCUGCUUAGUUCCCUUUACCCACAAAGAAGAAGAGAAGAAGAAGAAAGACUGUCAUCAAAAGAAGUUGGACGCAAGAGCCAAGUUGCUACGCGCCCUAACCCACAACAACAACAACAACAACGUUCAUGUUGGAAACUCAUUCCAUUUCAACUAUGAUGAAGAAGAAAGGCAAGAAAUCCAUCCUUCCUAAAUCAAAGAAAUCUCAGAGCUCUGGGAAAGCCAAGCAUGGGCGUCCGCCUGGCGGCGCCCCACGGCGGCCGGGCGGCGCGGCGAAGGGCGGCGGCCGGCGGCAGCGGCGCGCGCCGGCGGACGGUGCUGACGACGAGCUGCAGCAGCGUCAGCAGCGGAUCGAGGAGCUGCGCCGCUCACUGGGCAUGCCGGCCCGCGCGGCACGCGCCGGCGCCGAGCGGCCAGGAGGACCAGACGCUCCCUCCGAUGAAGUGGACACGGAGGGCCUGGAGCACCUGCUAAAGGCUGCCAAACGCGGUCACAUCUCUCUAAUGGAGGACGAGGACAGCGGCGAGGAGGGAGCGGCGGACGGUGCCGGGCCGGGCCGGAGGAAGCGGCCGCGCGCCGAGGACUCCUCCUCCUCAGAGGACGAGGACGAGGAGCGCGAGUAUGAGCAGGAGCCGCGCUCCUUCCCCGUCGUCCGCGACCUGCUGCCCAUCAAAACCAAGGUCGGCGUCGUCAAACGCAAGAUGCUCGUCAAAACUCCCGAGGACCCGGACCGUCCUCAGGAGGAGGAGCAGGACGCUCAGGAGGAGGGGGAGGAGGACACCCAGGCCGCUCCUCCGCCGCCGGCUGACGCUACCCGCAGCGUGGCCGAAAUCUACGCCGAGCGCAGGGCAAAGAUCGACGCGGCAAAGCUGCGCAUCGGACUGCUGUCACGUGCCCUGCUGGAGACGCCUCAGGAGAAGUUCGACAACCUGUACCGUCUGCUGGACCUGCUCGCGGAGCGCGACCCGGCGGUGAUGGUGACGGUGCGGAAGUACGCGGCCGCCUCGCUGCUGGAGGUGUUCAAGGACCUGCUGCCCGGCUACCGACUCCAGGAGCACGACCUCACGCAGAAGCUGAAGAAAGAGACGAUCGCCACGUACAAGUACGAGAACGCGCUCAUUAACUCGUACAAAAAGUACCUCAUCAAGCUGGAGGAGUACACCAAGGCGCUCGGCUCCGAUCAGACGCCACUCAAGGGCCUUGCGAUGUUCUGCCUGGACUGCAUGUGCCAGUGUCUGGUGCGGUUCCGCGACUUCAACUUCGCGUCGAACCUGGUGGGCGCACUGGUGCCGCACACCUCCCACCGGGACGAGGCGGUGCGCGCGGCGGUAUCGGCAGCCAUCCGGACAGUGUUUGCCGAGGACCGGUCGGCAGAGCGGACGCUGGAGAUUGUCCGUAAGCUCAGCCAACUGAUCAAGGCCAAGCAGUUCGACUGCCGACGCGACAUCACCGAUCUGUUCCUGGCGCUGCGCAUCAAGAACGUCGACCUGGACCGGGAGCGGGACGCAGACGCCAAGGCCAAGAAGUUCAUGAACUUCAAGGAGAAGCUGAAGGCCAUGUCCCGCAAGGAGCGGAAGCGCUCCAAGAAGCUGGAGGCCCUGGAGCGCGAGCUGAUGGCCACGCGGGCCGAGGAGAACAAGCAGGACAAGCAGAAGCGGCACUCGGAGAUCCUCACCGUCGUCUUCACCGUCUACUUUAAGAUCCUGCGUCAACUGCCCCGCUCGGCGCUGAUGUCGUCAGUGCUGGAGGGACUGGCCAAGUUCGCUCACAUGAUCAACGUGGACUUUUUCCACGACCUGGUGGACAGUUUCCACGGCCUGCUGGCCUCGGGCACCCUGCAGACCACGCGUCAGGUGCUGCUCUGCGUGCAGACCGUGUUUGUCAUGCUCUCCGGACAGGGAGAAGCCAUCAACAUCGACCCGCAGCGCUUCUACGGCCACUGCUACCGGGCCCUCAACGACGUCUGUCUAGAGGACACUAGUGACGAGUUCCGGAUCGCGCUCUCCUCCCUGGACGUAAUGCUGAUCCGACGCCGCAAGAAAAUCUCCCCGCAGCGGGUCCUCUCGUUCACCAAGCGGCUGGCGUCGCUGGCUCUGAGGGCGCCCCACCCGGCCGCCGCCGCCGCACUCAUGAUGAUCAGGGCUCUCUCCAUGGUGCACUCGUGUACGAGCCGCCUGCUGGACACGGAGUCGGUGGCCAGCGGUCUGUACCGGCCCGAGGUCGAUGACCCCGAGUACUGCGGCGCCGGCAACACCCUGCUCUACGAGCUCACUGCACUCCGGCGAAGCUACCAUCAGCCGGUGCGCACUCUGGCCGCCCACGUGAUGCUCUCGUGUCCAGUGCAGGGCGACUUCGCGCUGCCGGCCGCCCUUCGUCAGCAGUCUGCGACGGACAUCCUGGACAUGUACAGCACUGCCGAGAUGCGCUUCACGCCGGCCGUCACGCCGCCCUCCAUUGUGAAGAAGCGCUCCCGCAAGGCGCGGCCGGCCGCCGCCGGCGACUCGCAGUGGCUCCUGGACCAGGAGACGGCGGCCGGCAGGGCCUCCGAGGCGCGCGUCGACUUUGCCUCGUGUCUGCGGGCAGAUAGUACCGGAACUGCCUGUGCCGGGGUGUCAGGGAGACCAGAGUGGCCGCCGGGCUGACGGUGUUACGAAUUGUGAAUACAGAUAUUGUGGGAACC
Molecule: messenger RNA, 3188 nt
Organism: Amphibalanus amphitrite
Lineage: Eukaryota; Metazoa; Arthropoda; Thecostraca; Balanomorpha; Balanidae
Product: nucleolar complex protein 3 homolog
Exons: 14
Coding region: 637-3150 (837 amino acids)
Biological process (GO): DNA replication initiation
Cellular component (GO): nucleolus
Molecular function (GO): chromatin binding
Source: RefSeq, a predicted model, not a curated record